Molecule: messenger RNA, 639 nt
Organism: Lonchura striata (white-rumped munia)
Lineage: Eukaryota; Metazoa; Chordata; Aves; Passeriformes; Estrildidae
Source: RefSeq, a predicted model, not a curated record
GGGCCGUGGUCACUGCUGGCGGCGAGGGGACAGCGAGGGGACAAUGGGGACACUGGGGACACUGGGGACAGCGGGGCCGCGCUGCCUGCUCGGCCUCGUCCUGCUGGGGGCGCCCGGCCUGGCCGCAGGGGCGCUGGCCGAGCCCGAAAUCUGCUACGUGCUGGACGCGGUGCUCUUCCUCUACAGCCUCAUCCUCACCGGCCUCUACAUCCGCCUCAGGUUCAUGACUUGGCGGCUGCAGAGAGCGGCUGAGCAGAAGGAGGAAGAGGCCGUUUAUGCCGGUCUCAGCUCCGACCCCCAGGAGACCUACGAGACCCUGCAGAUGAAGAGCUCCUGACCCCCGAGAAAACCGGGAAUUUCCCCUGGAAAUGGGAAAAUUCCGGUUUUUUACACCUGGAAAUGGAAAAAUUGGGGUUUUUUUACCCCUGGAAAUGGAAAAUUUAGGAUAUUUUUUUCCCUGAAAAUGGAGAAUUGAGGUUUAUUUUUCCUGGAAAAUGGAAAAUUUGGAAUUUUUUUUUCCCUGAAAAUGGAGAAUUGGGAUUUAUCUUUCCCUGGAAAUGGAAAUUUUGAAUUUUUUUUCCCCUGGAAAUGGAAAAUAUGGAUUUUUUUUUUCCCCCUGGAAAUGGAAAAUUGGGAUUU